AUGGAGAACCACCAAUCAACAUCCGCCACGUACACCACAAUCCCUAUCUCAGCUUCUGACGUCCUCUCCCGCUCCCUUCACAACCUUUCCGUCACCCUCUCCCGGCACCUCCGGCCCUGGCCCCAGCUAUUGGGCUCCGGUUCCCAAUCUUUCUCCCGUCCCCACUCUUUUCUAUCCCACGCUUCCGCUAACAUACAUUAUUUUCUCGCCAAUUAUGCCGUCGUGAUAGCCGCCACAUCCGCCUUCUCACUCAUCGGUUCUCCACUUUCCCUCCUCCUAUGCUCCGCCGUUUUCGCUCUUUGGCUUCUCCUCUACUUUUUUCGGGAGGAUCCACUCGUGGUAUGGGGCCACAGUGUCAACGAUCGCUUCGUGCUGCUAGUUUUAGCUUUCCUUUCUGUGCUGGCCGUCUGGAUUUGCGGAGUAUUUCAAAAUUUGUCCUUAGGGUUAGGGAUUGGGGUCCUCGUCUGCGGCGUCCACGCUCUUCUUAGAAACUCCGAUGGACUCUUUCUCGACGAAAACGACGCCGUGUCCACAGGAUUGGUCCGCUCUGCUCCAUCUUCGACUACUACAAAUUUGUAG
Molecule: messenger RNA, 579 nt
Organism: Gossypium arboreum
Lineage: Eukaryota; Viridiplantae; Streptophyta; Magnoliopsida; Malvales; Malvaceae
Product: PRA1 family protein G2
Exons: 1
Coding region: 1-579 (192 amino acids)
Biological process (GO): vesicle-mediated transport
Cellular component (GO): Golgi apparatus; endoplasmic reticulum
Source: RefSeq, a predicted model, not a curated record